Molecule: messenger RNA, 2266 nt
Organism: Punica granatum (pomegranate)
Lineage: Eukaryota; Viridiplantae; Streptophyta; Magnoliopsida; Myrtales; Lythraceae
Source: RefSeq, a predicted model, not a curated record
UUCGAAUUGGACCGGCCCACAAGGGACCGGUUCGGGUCGUGUUUUCCGACCCGGCAUGUCGGCCCGGAAGCAGCCGCGAGCUUAAAGCUGGCGAUCGGCGGACAAAGCUCGAACCUGUUUUCGGCCUUGUGUGUUCGAAAGUGACCGGCUAGAAUGGCGGUGGACUUGGACCCGGCGUCCCAACGGCAUGAAGAAGAGGAGGAGGAGGAGGCUCAGGUGCCUGAGGAAGGUGCACCGGCGCAUCACCCCGUCGCACCGCCUGACGAGUUAUUUGAUAUCUCAACAACAGUCGACCCGAGCUACAUUAUCUCUCUCAUAAGGAAACUUAUACCAACCACUCAGUCUGAUAGCUGUCAUCUUAGUGGAGGGGUUAAUAACAGCGGCAAUGAUCAUAAGUUUGGGAUGGAUUGUAGUCAAGAAACGGAAGUUUUUCCUGCCGAUGGUAAAGUAGAGAGCUCUUUAAGGAACAAGUCCGAGAUUAUGCCCAUGGGUCAAGAAAUUGAUGGGCAUGGUGUACCUGCGGGAGAAGAGACUUGGGAAGAGUACGGCUGCAUUUUGUGGGAUCUUGCGGCGAGUCGUACUAAUGCAGAGCUUAUGGUUCAGAAUCUUGUACUCGAGGUCCUGCAGGCAAACCUCAUGGUUCCCCAAUCUGUCCGUGUUAAAGAGAUUUGCCUGGGAAUUAUUGGGAAUCUAGCCUGUCAUGAAGUGCUCAUGGAUAGUAUAGUGUCUACCAGUGGGUUGAUUCAGACAAUAAUUGAUCAAUUGUUUUUGGAUGACAGCCAAUGUUUAUCUGAAGCUUGCCGGCUGUUAACCUUAUGUCUUCAAAGUAACGAAUGUGUCACUUGGGCAAAGGCACUGCAGCCCAACCAUGUAAUUCAGCGUCUAGUGUGGAUUGCAGAAAACACCUUGAAUCCUCUUCUUCUAGAAAAGAGCGUUGGACUUAUGUUGGUUAUCUUGGAAAGUGAAAGAGGAGCUGCACCAAUCCUUCUUCCUCGUUUAGAUGAAAUUGGUCUAACAAAGCUGCUAAUUAGCCUCCUAGAUUAUGAGAUAAGCAAAUUGACGAGCGAAAUAACCCCUGAGAGAUUCCCUGUGCUCGAUGUUAUUCUUCGGACUAUCGAAGCUUUGUCUACUAUGGACGAUUAUUCUCAAGAAAUCUCUUCAAAUAAGGAACUCGUUCAGCUCAUUUGCAACCUCGUGAAACUUCCUGACAAAAUGGAGAUCUCCGAGUCUUGUGUUACUGCUGCAGUUUUACUUGCAAACAUUCUGUCUGACGAACCUGACUUAGCCGCUGAGAUGUCACAAGAUUUACCUUUGUUACAGGGUUUGUUCGAUAUAUUGCCUUUUACAUCAAACGAUGCUGAAGCGAGGAGUGCAUUAUGGAGCACAAUUGCUCAGUUACUGAACCAAAUCAAAGGAAGCACGAUUGAACUGUAUCGGUAUGUCUCGGUUCUAGCAUGCAAGUGUGAUCUGAUUGAAGAAGAUCUUUUAGAUCAUCAGUUAGAUCAAUUGGACAAGCAUGAGAGCUCAGACACUCGUGGGACAAAAUCAAAUCCUGCGAUUACUGCACUUAGACAGAUAGUCAGUAUAUUAAACGACUGGACCAGCUCAAAAGAUAUUGCUGAGGAGAAAGAUGUGACCGAGGAGCAUCGUGCAAAUUAUGGAGCUGUUAUUAGAUUGCUCGAGGUUUGUGAUAGAUAUAUCAAAUGAUUAGAAGUCCAGAGCUUGAAGAAGUGAUUUUUGACUCCUCACGGCACCGAAUUCUGCUCUUAACCAGAGCCUGCCUCAGGAUUCGUGGAUUUGAGAUCAUUGGGCAUUCGAGCUUUUUGCCUCGCCUCCUUAACAUGAGCUUUUUGCCUCACCUCUUAGAAAGGGAUAUCCUGGUGGAGCAGGGAUGAGUAGCCCCCGUGAUCAAAUAGAGAGCAGGAAAUCCUCCACUUUCGGUAUUUGGAGCUAAAAUACCUGGAGUGGAUUCAAAGCAGACACAGUAUGAUCCCUUCACCUGCUGUGGAGCACUUGACUGAUGCAUUUGUCAUUUGCUGCAGUCUGCUUCGAUGCUGAGCAAGAUCUCAUUCUAUUCCCACGAGUCAUCUUCUCUGAGCUGCUGCUGCUUGUAUCGUGAGAAUUUCUAGUUGAACGAACAAAAGACCCGAGAGACUAAUGAGUGUUCAUUUGCAAUUAAUACUUGUACUAGACAUUGUUCUCUGUUCUUUUUACAGAAUUUUCACCCUUGUUCAAUUGCAUAGAACAGAAAGUGCCACAGCGGAAA